AUGAAGUUCGCAAAGGAAUUGGAGGAAGAUGCUGUACCGGAAUGGAGAGCCAAAUACUUGAACUACAAGCUGGGGAAGAAGAAGAUCAAAGCCAUCUCAAAAGCCCUCAAGAACCUGCAGAAAACUCCCGGCACAGAGCCUCGCUCAGCUAACUUCGACGGUUUCUCGGAAUCACGCACUCCCUUUACGCACUAUGACUUCAACCUCCACCGGCCACCCACCGCAAGGUCGAUCCAGUCCUUGGCCGAGAUUGAAGAGGUUGCCCCAGACGAAGAUGAAGAGCCAGGAAGCAGACCCGCGAUCCCUCAGCGCCACAGUCAUACCAUGUUCGCGGCGUCGCCGCCGAUAUAUAUCCCUGGGUCCCAAGAGAAUACACCACCAGAAAGUACGCCGCUCUACCCUGGUCAGUCGACGCGGCGAGUAAUGAAUUAUGGCUCCAUUGUAGGAACACCUCCAGAUGAGCCACCGGGCAUGAUGGCCGCCCUCGAGCUCCCCGAUCCCGCAUUGACCCCUGCGCGGACGCGGCCACCUGCAGAGACGGAACCGAAGUCCCAGGGCACGACUCCGCGACUGCCUCCUCCAGCCCAAGUUCCAGCUUCGCCGGAUCCGUAUCAUGUUGGUCAGACACAUCACCCUCCCCUCGCCAGGCACAGUUUUGCGGGGAGCUUAGCAAAGGCCAUGUUCAAGGGCCGACAGGCGGUCGCGGCCAAAAGUAAAUCUUUCUCAGCACCGCCGCAAAGAAUGAACUCCCUCUCCGCAUCGCAAAGAUUCCGCAAGAUUUUCGCACCCCGUGAUCUGAACGAGGCAUCUGUGAGCGAUAUGCAGCUCUCCGCGUACCAAGAGCUCGACGAGAAGCAGGCCGACUUUUUCACGUUCUUGGACAAAGAACUCAAUAAGAUCGAGGACUUUUAUAAGACAAAAGAAGACGAGGCCACCGAACGUCUACAGGUGCUGAGGACGCAGCUCCACGAGAUGAGAGAUAGAAGAAUAGCGGAAAUCUUAACCAUGAAACAUCAAAAGGAUGGCACGCAACUGCCGCACCUCGACAAUAUACGACAGCAAUCGGCAGAUGUUCUCAAGGAAAACGUAAAGCCCAAUGGAAGCGGCAGCCACCGAUUCCCCGAACGUAUAACACAUGCCGUGGGACGCCGGUCUACAAUCGGCAAAACCAGUCAAGCCAUGGCACAAAUGAGUUCCCCUCCAGGCCCCCAGGCCCAGAAGAGGAUCAACGAAGCAAAGAAGGAUUACGUGCGCCGCGACCAUGGAAACGAAAUCAAGUAUCCGGUCGCGAAGAAAAGGCUCAAGCUUGCGCUGCAGGAAUUCUACCGGGGACUCGAACUACUCAAAUCUUAUGCCUUGAUGAACAAGACGGGUUUCCGUAAGAUCAACAAGAAAUACGACAAGGCAGUUCAAGCCAGACCUCCGCUGCGAUAUAUGACAGAAAAGGUCAACAACGCCUAUUUUGUCACGAGCGAUGUCGUUGACAAUCACCUCAUCGCCAUCGAAGAUCUCUACGCGCGAUAUUUUGAGCGCGGCAACCACAAGCUCGCCGUCAAGAAAUUGCGAUCCAAGGUUGGCAGUGGAGAUCAGUCGGCGGUGGCGUUCCGCAACGGCCUGUAUGUUGCGGCGGGCUGUUGUUUUGGCGUGGCUGGUAUUGUCGAUGCUGCCUUCCGACUCAAUGAUCCGAGAAUGUCCGUGCAGACCAGUUACCUACUGCAGUUGUAUGCCGGAUACUUUCUCAUUGUGAUACUAUUUUUGAUGUUUGUUCUGGACUGCAGGAUGUGGAACAAAAAUCACAUCAACUACGUCUUCAUUUUCGAGUACGACAGCAGACAUGUGCUGGAUUGGCGACAACUAGCCGAAUUACCUUGCCUUUUCCUCUUCCUCAAUGGCCUCUUCAUCUACCUCAACUUUCGGCAGAACUCUUUCGAUUCGUUCUACAUCUAUUGGCCGUUGAUCCUGAUCAUCCUGACCGUACUCAUCAUAUUCCUGCCUUUGCCUAUUUUGUAUCCCCACGCGAGAAAAUGGUGGGCCGUCACAAACAUGAGGCUCGCCUGUGCGCCAUUCUUCCCGGUCGAGUUCCGAGACUUCUACCUGGGCGACAUGUACUGUUCAGAGACCUACGCCAUGGGGCAGAUCGAACUCUUCUUCUGCCUUUAUGCCAACGAUUGGAAUAACCCUCCACAAUGUAACUCCAGCCACUCACGCUUACUGGGCUUCUUCGCCGCCCUGCCUGCGGUUUGGCGAGCAUUGCAAUGCCUGCGUCGUUACUACGAUUCGCGGAACUGGUUCCCUCAUCUCGCCAACUGUCUCAAAUACUGCGGCAACAUCGCCUAUUAUGCUACGCUGUCGAUCUACCGGAUUGACAUGAGUUACACGACUUGGUCCAUCUUUGUCACAUUCGCUCUUGUGAAUGGGGUAUAUUGCUCCAUCUGGGAUGUGUUCAUGGAUUGGAGCUUGGGCGAUUUCUUCACUCAAAAGUAUCCUUUCCUCCGAGAGAGGCUCGCCUUCAAGCAAGUCUGGAUGUAUUACUGUGCGAUAGUGGCGGAUGUGCUACUUCGACAGCAGUGGGUGUUUUAUGCCAUAUUUACAUCCGACGUGCAACAUUCGACACUCGUGUCCUUUUUCGUCGGGUUCGCCGAGGUCAUCCGAAGGGGUAUAUGGUCCCUUUUCCGGGUCGAAAACGAACAUUGCAACAAUGUUGGGAAAUUCCGUGCUUCCCGAGACAUUCCAUUGCCCUACGAUUUACCAGAUUCACGCAUGGUGUCUCCUGUUCAGAAGCGCCAGACCCCAACCACUCCCCGUCCUCCGGAGCAUGAAGAACGUAUUGCUACUGGCGUGGACCUAGAAAGCCAACCCUCACCAGACGCAUCGUUCCGACAGCGUCGCACUCCCACGACGCCACGAACGCCCGCCAUGCGAGCCCUUCAACGCAUGGGAACUAUCAUUGGAACUGCUCACGCGCAAGACUUUGAGAGACGCAGAAGACCGCCCGGAGAUGAGAACGAUGGGCCUGAUGUUGGGGGAGAUGAUCACAGCAGCGAUGAAGACGAGGACGAUGCUGGGGCAAGUGGAGGGGAAGAGGAAAUGGCGGAAUUGGAGAGACAGAGGGCGCAACAGACCACAGAGCUUGCGGAGGCGAAUCGGUUGGUAGGAGACGGACUAAGACGUGGUCAAUAG
Molecule: messenger RNA, 3180 nt
Organism: Fonsecaea multimorphosa CBS 102226
Lineage: Eukaryota; Fungi; Ascomycota; Eurotiomycetes; Chaetothyriales; Herpotrichiellaceae
Exons: 3
Coding region: 1-3180 (1059 amino acids)
Biological process (GO): cellular response to phosphate starvation; phosphate ion transport
Cellular component (GO): Golgi apparatus; plasma membrane; cytoplasm
Molecular function (GO): inositol hexakisphosphate binding
Source: RefSeq, a predicted model, not a curated record